Molecule: messenger RNA, 1599 nt
Organism: Cladophialophora carrionii CBS 160.54
Lineage: Eukaryota; Fungi; Ascomycota; Eurotiomycetes; Chaetothyriales; Herpotrichiellaceae
Exons: 4
Coding region: 1-1599 (532 amino acids)
Biological process (GO): regulation of DNA-templated transcription
Molecular function (GO): DNA-binding transcription factor activity, RNA polymerase II-specific; zinc ion binding
Source: RefSeq, a predicted model, not a curated record
AUGGGUAACAUUGGUCGUCCGAGCACCGGGUGUUUCCUGUGUCGCAAGCGGAGAGUAAAGUGCGACGAAGGACGCCCAGGAUGUCGCAACUGUGCGAGGCUCAAGAAACCCUGCCCCGGAUAUCGAGAACCGGGCUACGGCCUGAUUCGGUCUACGCUCUUUGUGUCAAACGAAACAGACACUCAAUCUCAGAGGUCGUUGUCGACCGAAAGUCUUCCCCAGCCAGCAUUUUAUCGAGCAGGUUCGUCGUCCAGCGAUAGCGACGAGAGUGAGUCGGCCAAAACCGACCCCAUCGUCCGGUCCCAGACACGUUCUCCGCAACGGUUACCACCGUUGACCUACCCGUCAGGCGACUUGACCGAACAAGCCGUCUGCUAUUCCCUCACGCAACUCGACGUCAACUCCCGUGUCCUCUACGGCAACCAUGCCUUCAACUUCCUCCCUCAAAUACUGGCGGACGCGGGCCGAGACUCUUACCUCUAUGCCGCCAUGCGAUCUGUCGCCGCGGUCAAUUUUGCCAACCGGUCACCAACAGUGGACAUGCGCGAUAUGAUCGAGCUUGAAUAUGCUCGAGCUGUGUCACGCGUCACGGCGGCGCUGGCGGACCCUGACCAGUGUCUGAGGGACGAGACCUUGGUCGCGGUAUGGCUGCUAGGCAUUAGAGAGCUUCUCGCCGGCGUCAAUGGCCCACAGAGCAAAUCAGCACACCAGACACACGUCGAUGGAACUCUGAUGCUCCUGCGUCUCCGUGGCGAAGAACAGUUCUCCAGUCCCGCAGGCCGGCACCUAUACGCCACUCUCCUGUCGGCUAUGCAUUGGAAGCCGUUGUUUGCCAGUGAAGAGCCCAGCCAGGAAUAUCUCAUGUUGGAAUCACAGCUGUCGCAAGCUACAACUGUGCCAGAGGCCUCAUUGCGGCUGCGCAGUUUCUUCCACGGGGUGACGAAGCUGCGUGCGCGGAUCAGGAAUUUCCUCUCCAUGCAAGACGAUGCCUCGGUGGACAAGGCACAGGUGGUGGAAUCUUAUCUAAGAGCGGCAGCCAGGUUGAAGGAGAAGGUCAACGGCUGGUGUACCGACCCGACCUGGCUGCCUCGCAAGGUGCUCGCCGAACCACCCCAGCGGCAUCUCCAGCGCAACCCGUGGACAUCGGGGACGCUCCUCCGACUCCAUUGUUUCAGCUCGUGGCACGCCUUCUUCCACUGGAACCGAUUCUUCGUCGCAAAGGCAUGUCUCCACGCCGCGCUUCUGGACGCCCUGUCCACGCUUCCCAAGACCCAAACCACUCGCGUCAGCGGGAGGACGAUCGACGACCUGAUCCUCUCAAACACCGCGGUGCUGCAAGAAACAGUCCGAGACUUUAUCGGUCAAUUGGCGUACGCUUUGGGGGAUGUGGAUGAGAACGGGCAAUCACGUCCGAUUCCCACGGGCUUUGUCAGCGGCGGCGGUGCCGCGAGCGAACAUCGUGGCAUCGACGUCCCGUCGACGCUGCAAGUGCAGGGCCCGCUGUCUUAUUUGAUCACAUUGAAAUAUCUAGGGCCCGGGCAGCGAGAGGCCAUGUUCCUCGCGCUGCAACGCAUCCGGGCGGAAUUCUGCAUCAGGUGA